Molecule: messenger RNA, 1308 nt
Organism: Penicillium verrucosum
Lineage: Eukaryota; Fungi; Ascomycota; Eurotiomycetes; Eurotiales; Aspergillaceae
Exons: 5
Coding region: 1-1308 (435 amino acids)
Biological process (GO): autophagosome assembly
Cellular component (GO): phagophore assembly site
Source: RefSeq, a predicted model, not a curated record
AUGUCCACCAAAGUCGACCCCGUCGACAAUAAUUUUACGGUGGAAUGGAAUGCAUCCAAAGAUCAAGCGUUAUGGGAUAUACUUUCUCGGCCAUCAAAAGGCGAUAUUGACUGGAAAGCUCUGGCAGAGAACUUCGACGUCACCUUACAGUUUCUUCUUCAGCAGGCAGCAUGGCUCUAUGAUCGCCAGCUAUCACAGGUUAGGGCUCAAAUGCGCAAGGUCGGCACUACGCAGUCGAACUCUCCUUCUCCGGCUUUAGGAUCGGUCUCUGGUAGUACGGCCUUGUCACAAAAGGAAACGCCAUUACCAGGUUCUCGGGCGCCUUCACGGCAAGUAUCUCACCAGAAGGAUAUCCCUCUCCGAGGUAUGGACCGAAACCCUACCCGUCCCCACACGGGACCUUUGGUACCGCCGAUGGAUCGAUCGCGUUUGACAUUGACUGCAGCCCCUGACAACCGACGUACGAGCUUUACAUCAACUACAGCUACUAACCAAACUCGCGGAUCCCGGGAUCCUGCACGCACUGACACGCCGACAACCGAGGAGAAAGAACCACGUUGGGAUUCUUUUGGCCGCCGGCCUUCGACUGUCAGACGGGAACAGCCGCCGGUCACGUCUUUGCCCCGGUCUCCAACACUGGAGGAAGAGCCCCUGUCCACGAGCUCGUCGGAAGAAUCUGAAUCUGACGACGAGGACACGAUGCGUGCACCCCUGUUCAAACGGUUUGGCAAAUUUUCUACCCACCGCUCUGGUCUCCGGGAUGACGAGGACGACGAAGAAGACACUCCAGCGUUCCUUCCCGUGGCCCGAGAACACCAACAUACCCAUCUAGAUCGUCCAGGCCAGGAACUUAGCGCCACCCUUCGUUUAGAUGCCGAGCGAGGAGCGGCGCAACGGCGACAUCACGAGCAGCGGUCUGGCCCUAUGGUACCGGCAGCUACAGAGUCAUCCACCAGCUCUAUCAGCUCCGGUGGGCGUAGCAGCCUACCUGGUGGACCCAGACGGACCAGCCAGGGGGCAUCGACCCUGAGCUCCCAGCGCGCUGCCGAGCGCCAAAAUUCCCGCAAGUCCACCGCCUCCGGUCGCGAAACUAGCGAUGGUACCCCCAGCAUGGGAAGCAGCUUCAGCGACCUCGACGGUAUGUGUCCCAACCCCGAGGAUUCUGGAUUUCAACUGAUCGACUGGUCAGAUGCAAGCGUUACCCAGUCAGCCCUGGAGGAGGCCCUUCUAAGCAACAUGCAGCAUGGUGGAAUGGCUAGUCGGAUGAGUACCAUCAGCCAAGCCUUACGCAGCCGGUAUCUGCAGUGA